Rotaria sordida is the source of this 1785-nucleotide messenger RNA. The record is from the annotation of a GenBank genome assembly. Lineage: Eukaryota; Metazoa; Rotifera; Eurotatoria; Philodinida; Philodinidae.
AUGCCGACGAAGAGAGGUUAUACAAGACGGAAUAGCAAACGUGCAUUGGCAAGAUAUGCUCGUCAAAAUGUACCGCCACCACCUGCAUCAUCAUUAAAAUCGAAUACAACAUCAACAUUACGAACAACAACGUCAAAUCUAUCAACAUCUUCAAAACAUUCAUCUUUCCCAUCACGACAGAAGAUUACGAAAAGAAUAAAAUUGGAUAUAACAUCAACAUCAGAAAAUUCAAAUUCAAAUGUACCUAUGAAUGGAUACACAAUCUUGCAAAAUCAAAUGUUAUUUUCUCUUAUGUGCAAAACGAAUUGUCAAAGUUGCAAAAAUCGUUGGAAUGGAGAAAUGAACAUCAACAAACGUGAAGGUUUAUUUGUGAUUUUAUCUUUUCAAUGUUUAUCAUGUAACAAUACCAUCACUAUUGAAACAAGUCCGAAGGUUGUUGCAUCAGAUCGUCGAGAUAUUAAUAUUCGAUCACAAAUUGGUGGCCAUUUGUAUGGUAUUAGAUAUGCUGGAUUAGCAAAAUUAAUGGGUGCUAUGAAUUUGCCAAGUCCAAUUCAAGAUCAAAUCCAUUCCAAAUGGGAUAAAAAUUUAUUACUUUCAAUAAAAUCAUUUUCAAACCGAUCUAUGACAAGAGCUGUUAAUGAAGCUGUGACUGCUGCAAAUGGUCGAGAAUUAAUGGUUAGUGGAGAUGGAUUUUGGCAGACCCGAGAUUUUCAAAGUAGACAUGGUGCAGCAGCUCUUCUUUCUUGUAACACAACACCAAAAGUACUUGAUAUUGAAACAUGUAGUAAAACAUGUAAUGUUUGUAUGGGUGCACUUGCUAUUAAGAAAUCUAAUCCAGUUAAAUAUAAUGAUGUUAUUAGAUCACAUAAAUGUGAAAAAAACUACAACAAAAGUUCGGGUACAAUAGAAGCUGAUGCUGUUCUUAACAUGUUCAAGCGAUCAGUUUCUAAAUAUGGAAUUUACUACACAAGUUACGUUGGUGAUGGUGAUUCAAAAACAUUUGCUAGCCUUUCAAAUGCAAAACCAUAUCCAGCUGUUCGUAAUGGAACACCAUAUGAUCAUACACCACAUGCUUUACCUCAUCCUGUCCUUGAUGCGAUCAAGCCUGUUUUUGAAAACCUCUGUUUUCGGGAAAGUCUUGCGCGUGUAGUUGAUGCAUCAAGUCAGAAUCAAAACGAAGGUUUUCAUUCGCUUGUCUGGCUUAUGUCACCAAAACACAAAACAACAUCUGGAACAACAUUUGAAACUGCAUUCCAUCUUGUAAUAAUACUAUUUAAUGAUGGAUAUUUUACAUUAGGAGAUCUAUUCAACAACAUCUGUGGUUAUCGUGGUCAUUAUACCAAUCAAGCAAUGAUUCAUUUUGACAACAGUCGUCUCCACUCCGAAUCAAAAACAAAUAACAGAAAAACAAGAAAAGAAGCUGAUCGUGGUGUACAGAAAAAUGUUGAUAAUGAUCAAACAAAUAAUAAUAAUGCACCCGGUGAUGAUAAUGAUAAAACAAUCAAUAGUGAUAAACAAACGGAUGAUGAUUAUAAUGAAACAAACUCUGAUAAUCAACCAACAUCUGAAGAUAAUGAUACAACAACUGAUAGUGAUGAAUGUAUCACAGAUGAUCGUGAUUCGACAUCCAGUAGUGAUGAUUCAUCAACGGAUAGUGAUGAUAAAACAAUUCUUAGUCUUGAUACGAAAACAAAUGAAGAUAUUGAAAGAAAUGAUGGAACUAGUGAUAACGAAUAUGGUUAUUAUAAUCCAAAAGACAGAAGAAGAUGGAAAGAAGAAGAAUAA